UUCUGUAACCUAAUUAAUACGAAUCCCCUUUCUUCCCACUGAUAUAUGAAAUUGCUUGCCACUUUUCCUCUUUCUUCUCUCUUGAAUGAAUGAAACCCAAACUUCUCACUCCGUAAACCUCCAACGACACCGUUUCGCUACCAAAACGACGCUGUUCUCCUCGUUUUCAUCGUCAUAGUCGUCGUUUUCAUUCGGCAAAAAUGGAGCAAGCGGUUUUGGAUGACAUAAUCAAUCGGCUCCUUGAAGUUCGUAGCCGUCCCGGGAAGCAGGUUCAGUUGUCGGAGGCGGAGAUCCGUCAGCUGUGUGCUGCUGCUAGAGAGAUUUUUUUGCAGCAACCUAAUUUAUUGGAACUUGAAGCUCCUAUUAAGAUUUGUGGCGACAUACAUGGUCAAUAUUCUGAUCUUCUAAGGCUUUUUGAGUAUGGUGGAUUACCUCCUCAGUCCAAUUACUUGUUUUUGGGUGAUUAUGUGGAUCGAGGGAAGCAAAGUUUAGAAACGAUAUGUCUUCUCUUAUCAUAUAAAAUAAAAUAUCCUGAGAAUUUUUUUCUUUUGAGGGGAAACCAUGAAUGUGCUUCUAUUAACCGUAUAUAUGGAUUUUAUGACGAGUGUAAAAGAAGGUUCAAUGUAAGGGUAUGGAAGGUGUUUACGGAUUGCUUCAAUUGCCUACCUGUGGCAGCUCUCAUUGAUGAAAAGAUUUUGUGCAUGCAUGGCGGACUUUCUCCCGACUUACAUAAUUUGGAUCAAAUUAGAAAUUUACAGCGGCCGACUGAUGUGCCUGAUACAGGUUUGCUUUGCGAUCUCCUGUGGUCAGACCCUAGCAAAGAAGUUCAAGGUUGGGGAAUGAAUGAUAGGGGAGUGUCAUAUACAUUUGGUGCUGAUAAGGUGUCGGAGUUUCUUCAGAAACAUGACUUGGAUCUUGUUUGUCGUGCUCAUCAGGUGGUGGAGGAUGGAUAUGAGUUCUUUGCUAACCGGCAGCUUGUAACAAUAUUUUCGGCACCUAAUUACUGUGGGGAGUUUGACAAUGCCGGUGCUAUGAUGAGUGUUGAUGAGACACUAAUGUGCUCUUUCCAAAUAUUAAAGCCAGCUGAUAAGAAAGCAAGGCUCAAUUUCGGAAGUACAACAACUGCUAAACCAGGAAACUCUCCGGCAGGUGUAAAGUCCUUCCUUGGUGCAAAAGUAUGAAGCUGAUUUUGGCGAAAAGGUUGCUGUCACAACUGGUCUGCGAAGAAAAGUUGAGCUCCGUAUGUUAUUUUGGAACUGUAAAAACAAAGGGAAAUGCUGUCAUGAACUAUGUAGACCAUUGUUUUUCACUGUUACAAAUUUGUAUUUUGAGAUUUAACAGCCCAUAAUUUUUUCCAUGUUUUCUUUGUACACUAAUUUCUGGUAAUGUUAUGUUAUUAUGAGUUUUAAGCUUCUCAAGCAUUCAGACA
Molecule: messenger RNA, 1429 nt
Organism: Vicia villosa (hairy vetch)
Lineage: Eukaryota; Viridiplantae; Streptophyta; Magnoliopsida; Fabales; Fabaceae
Product: serine/threonine-protein phosphatase PP1 isozyme 2-like
Exons: 5
Coding region: 201-1181 (326 amino acids)
Cellular component (GO): cytoplasm; nucleus
Molecular function (GO): protein serine/threonine phosphatase activity
Source: RefSeq, a predicted model, not a curated record